GUUUCGAUCUGGCAACAUUAACUUUCGUGGUAAAAAAAACUGCAAAACAAUCACAAAUAUUUUGUUAUUCCUUUAAAUUAUCAGAAAUAUUUAAAUAAAGUUUCUUAAUAAUGGAAGCCAUUAAUCCAGAUGAAUUUAAGGAUAAAAAUGAUGGAAUGCAUUUGAUAGUGGAGACUUCCUACAGCCUAUCAACUUUGCAAGAAUAUAUGAACCAAACUUGUUUGGCAGAUAAAUGCGGAUUUUUGCAGCAUACCGAGGAUAUAGAAGAGAUUUGCAAACAAUUUUGUGGUCUGUUAAAAAACAAUGAAUUAAAUCUUGAUGAAAUUACGAAUCUAUUUGUGGCGGCUUCUAUGGUUUAUUUUGUAAAUGCCACUCCGGAAAAUUUCGAAUGGCGCUACCAUCUUUUGCAAAAGACAUUCCAGUAUGUCGACACUUUGAGUCCAAUACAUUUACAUGUGGCUACUAAACGUCUCUGGGAAGCCUUUAAAAUGGAAGGAAUCGAAUUUGUCUUCAACAUUUUAACCAUAAGUCAUCACAUAUCAAUGGCCAGUGAAACUGGACGUGCUAUAGCCAUAUGUUUAGUUUGGACCUUAAUUUGUGAAAUCAUGGAAACAGAAAUACAAAUGUAUACGUUUCAUGAGUUCAGUGAAUUAAUAAAGAUGUUAAAAGAACUAGAUGAUGAGGUUUUGCAGGAGGAGGAACAUAUACGUAUCGUUUAUGUAAUGGUGCAGUGCCUUGGUUUUAUAAUAAACGCUGUGGUGUAUGGAAAAAAUGAUGAUUUAAAAAAGGCCGGUUAUCGCAACUACUUUUCCUACAGCCAAAGAGAAUUGGAAAAGUUGAAAAAAUACGCUGAACGUUUAACAAGUUUACUUAAGAUCAAUAUUUCGGGAGAUAAUAAUUUCGAGUUGAGAAUGACAAUAACUGAAUAUAUAAAUAUUAAUAUUAUUGGAAUUUUACAAGAGAAGAUCUCCGAAAUGCAAUCUGUUUAAUAAAUUCGAUAUAUCGUGUCUUUAAAAUCAAGAAAUUUCCGUUUUUGGCCAUAUUUUAGAUAUUACAACGGCGCGACUUGAAAAGUCGAAUAGACGACUUUUCAUAAAUUACAAAAAGUCGUUACUUUUGUUUUAACUAUAUUGAGUUCGUUCUUUUUAUUCAACUACUCGCCGCUAUUGUGAAAAAUGGCGCAGCAGUUUUAAAAGAAUUGUCAGAUCGAUUUGAAAUCUAAUUUAGUUUUUAGAUUUUUUAAUAAAAAUACAUAAAAUUUAAUAAUAAAAUAUAA
Lucilia sericata (common green bottle fly) is the source of this 1276-nucleotide messenger RNA. RefSeq lists its product as uncharacterized. NCBI's taxonomy places the organism in Eukaryota, Metazoa, Arthropoda, Insecta, Diptera, Calliphoridae. The record is from RefSeq and is a predicted model, not a curated record. The transcript is spliced from 4 exons. The coding region runs from base 111 to 989 and encodes 292 amino acids.